Thunnus maccoyii (southern bluefin tuna) is the source of this 1816-nucleotide messenger RNA. It is a transcript of the gene clic3, whose product is annotated as chloride intracellular channel 3. The coding region runs from base 90 to 809 and encodes 239 amino acids. NCBI's taxonomy places the organism in Eukaryota, Metazoa, Chordata, Actinopteri, Scombriformes, Scombridae. The record is from RefSeq and is a predicted model, not a curated record. The transcript is spliced from 6 exons.
AGCAACAUUGACAGAAACAAACCAUUCUGUGGAUCCUGUGAGGAAAGAGGGACGUUACGAGAGAAAAAGACAGAGAGAGAGAGAAAAAGAUGGCUGAUGCCCCAAAGAUUGAACUCUUUGUUAAGGCCAGUGUUGAUGCUGAGAGUGUGGGGAACUGUCCUUUCUGUCAGAGACUCUUCAUGAUUCUUUGGUUAAAAGGGGCCAACUUUACCCUCACCACUGUGGACAUGAAGAGGGCACCUGAUGUGCUGAAGGCUUUGGCUCCGGGCUCUCAGCCUCCCUUCCUCCUCUACAAUGAUGAGGUCAAAACGGACACGAACAAGAUUGAGGAGUUCCUGGAGGAGAACCUAGCCCCACCACAGUAUUCAAAAUUGUGCUGUCGAUACAAAGAGUCCAACGGGGCUGGAGAAGACAUCUUCCGUAAAUUCUCAGCAUAUAUAAAGAAUCCCAAUCCUGGAUUAAAUGACAUGCUAGAGAAGAAAUUUCUGUCAACUCUGGUGAAACUGAACAUGUUCCUGGAGACACCUCUCCCUCAUGAGCUAGACCAGAACCCAAAUGUCAUUGAGUCCUCACGCCUCUACCUGGACGGUGACACCCUUACCUUGGCAGACUGCAACUUGCUUCCCAAACUCAACAUUGUCAAGGUGGUGUGUAAGCAGUACCGUGACUUUGCCAUCCCCGCUGAGCUGAAAGGUCUGUCACGUUACCUGAAUAACGCCUACAAACAAGAUGAGUUUCGCUACACCUGCCCAAAUGACUCAGAGAUCCUCAUUGCCUACCAGUCUGUGGCAAAGUACCUGAACAAAUAGAUCAAGAGGGAAAGAUGAAGCUGCAUAAAUGAGAAUGUAGAAGAGCAGAGUGAGGAAUAAAAAAAACAGCAGAGAAAAGGUGAAAACUGUAAAUGAUUUAUGUUUUAUUUGUGUCAAAAUCGUGUGAGUCAGUUUUAUGAAAAGUGUCUGCAGUGGCGUGUUCAGUAAUUAGGUUCUUUAAAAUAAAUUGUCAUGUCAUUUUCAUGAAUUUAGUUAAGAUAUUCUUGAAAUUGAAAACUUUUAAGUUCCUUAAAAUUUGUACUGUAAGUACAUUUUCUGGUCGCACUGAUGUGGAUUUCUUAUUCUGCCCCUGUAAAAGCGAGGAAGCACUGUAAAUCCUGCUGAAUAUUUAUCUUAUGGCUCAUUGUGCAUUCAUGUAUUGUGUCUAAGCAUUUAUUCAAUGUAGACUGCAAUUAAUUAAUUAUAUUUAGAUGCGAAUCAAACUAAAUUCAUGUUAUUUUACAUAUUCAAAAGGUUAUUAGUGUAAACAUUAAAAUCAAAUGGCUGUGGAUAAGCCAGCCACAACAUUUUGCUUUUAUAAUGUAUAAUUGUGGUAGAUUUUAAAUCACAGUCACAAAUAACAUUGUUUCUCUCAAUGAAAAAGGUUAACCUUAUUUUUCUUUAUGAUUUUUUGUAAAGUAAACAAAAGUACUGAGUUCAGAUAGCAUUAUUGUAUGAAUCUCAGUAGUGACUAAGUUAUGUUUAACUUUGAUAUAAAUGUAAAUUAACUGCAUGAAGACAGGGUGAAGAAAAUGAAACAUAUUUUGAUAUAGCUGAUAUUAAGGGCAAAGUGGAAAAUGUUUCACAUGCUGAUUGUAUAAAUAUUUGGUGAGCUAGUAAUGAUGUGUAUCAUUGUAGUGAAAACAUGCAAAAAUUGCUUUAAGUUACAGGUUGCUAUUUUGACCACUCUAUGGUUAAUGUUGAAAUAUUUGUCUUCAUGCUAACUGGACAGUUGAUCUAAUAAACUGAAAUUGCAUAUAUGUGACAAAGGGCCUAUUCAUGCCUGU